AAAAUUUGAGAGUUAGAAAUUCUAUCGGCUGCACAUAGAAUUGUACCAAUGGAGUUAACUAAGAUUCGAGUGAAAACUAUCGGAUACUAUCAUCGGGAUAGUGAAAUGAAAGCUACACCUGGUCGUCUACCCAAAAAUCUUAACCUAGCAUGCUUAACACCAAUGCAAAACAAGGAAAAAUUUCCAAAUAUGAACAUCGAGGUUUUAGAUUCUGGAAAAGGAGAAUUGAUGAUGGAGUCUCUACUGGACUAUAUCAGUCAAACAAGUUGCCUACAAGACGAACAACCUGGUUUUGUAACGAAUAAGCAACUAUUAGUUGCGCUUACUAGAACUGGAUCACUUGCUAUUCAUCUUUUUAGAUGGAAUGGAACAACUUAUCUGCUGAAGUUUAAUGAGGAUGAAUCUGUUAACCAAAACUUUGGAGCAGCUUUUGAGCAUCAUUGCACUAAAACUGAUGAUCCAAUAAACGAAAAUGAACCGGUGAGAAAAGCAGUGAUGAUAGCGGAGAUUCCACGUGGAAAGGGGGUUCACAGUGUGUUGUAUUCCGGACAAAUUGACGCGGUAGACAAUGAAGUCAAUCGUAUGCAUUAUGAGCUGAAAGUACUAAGUGGAGGAUUAACUGAGCACUUCUGGAAAACGAAAAGCUGUAUGUUUUACUGGCAAGCUGUUUUUGGAAAAGCUGACGUUUUGAUUAUUGGCUCCAGAACUGGAAAAUGUCCAAAUGACCCCAAAACCACAUGGCCUAAAGAAUGGCCUCCAUUCUCCGUUUAUCAGGUUGAAACACUCGAACAGAAUCAAAUUCCAGAAAGUGCCGCCGAGGAAUGUUUGAAGAAAGUACUAAUGGACCCAGCACCUGAAUGGAAACCAUUGGAAGGAGAAGAAAGUGUUUGUUAUUUCCUGGAUUUGGUUGAGGAAUAUGUUAAGAACAAUGGUGACUGCUACGUUUUCACCAGAUCCGAUGAAAACCCUGACUGGAUUGUGAAAGAAGAUGAGGAAUCUGUCGCAGAGUUCCGUGACGUCGUCCGUCACUAUUUGGCCAGUUAAUCUUAUAUUUCCCGGUUUUUAUUUUUUAGUUUCAGUUCUGGGGAAUUUGGUCUAAAAAACUAUUUUUUUUAAUUUAUAGAUUUAGCAGGUAAAAAAACAUAAAUUGUCUAAUAUCCCGCCGCGAUCGUACCGCAACCCACCACAAAUCAAAGAAAUCAAUAUAUUGCUCGUUACCUGUCAGAUCUUUUAAUUUUAGAGUUAGUUUUUUUUAACCAAAACCCCUGGGACUUAAACUUUUCCUUGAAAACUUUUAUUCCAAAAAUAUUUUUUGUUUACAUUUCAUUUCAAUUUGUUCCGAAAUAAAGAAUAUACAGAGGCAGAA
This is a messenger RNA of Caenorhabditis elegans, 1366 nucleotides long. It is a transcript of the gene Y47H10A.5, whose product is annotated as Decapping nuclease. Lineage: Eukaryota; Metazoa; Nematoda; Chromadorea; Rhabditida; Rhabditidae. Bases 49 to 1044 code for a protein of 331 amino acids. The transcript has 4 exons. Gene Ontology annotation, cellular component: nucleus. The record is from RefSeq and is marked reviewed.